Astyanax mexicanus (Mexican tetra) is the source of this 1828-nucleotide messenger RNA. It is a transcript of the gene kcnip3a, whose product is annotated as Kv channel interacting protein 3a, calsenilin. Gene Ontology annotation, cellular component: nucleus; voltage-gated potassium channel complex. Lineage: Eukaryota; Metazoa; Chordata; Actinopteri; Characiformes; Acestrorhamphidae. The transcript has 8 exons. Gene Ontology annotation, biological process: regulation of potassium ion transmembrane transport; negative regulation of transcription by RNA polymerase II. The coding region runs from base 724 to 1416 and encodes 230 amino acids. The record is from RefSeq and is a predicted model, not a curated record. Gene Ontology annotation, molecular function: RNA polymerase II cis-regulatory region sequence-specific DNA binding; DNA-binding transcription repressor activity, RNA polymerase II-specific; potassium channel regulator activity.
GCAGGAUAGCAUAGUUAGUUUUUUAUAUGCUAAUAAAUGAUUCAGUUUAAUUUUAUAGGAUAAAUGACUCAGUAUACUAACAAGAUAGGUGGGUUAUUUAUCACAUAAUACUAAAUAGUCAUUGGUAAUCAUCUUUGAUAGGUGAAUUUACAUGUUUCCAUUUAGCUCAGUGUCGUUCUGCCCUAGCCUUUCAUCUCCUUUGAAGUCCAUCUUCUCUGUCCACCCUCCUUUUGAAAGUUACUAUCUGAGCCUACGUGCCGUGACCAUCAUCAUCUCUUGAGUUGCGGUAGCAGCUUUCAGCGGCACAGUUUAAAAAGCCUCUCGUCGGUUGUUGACACUUGCAAAUAACAUUUCCAGCGCAUGAUGGCUUUUACACGUCUGGACUGUGUAAGAGCACAGCAAUCCGGCCCUUUAUUUAUGCGCCGCUGCUCUCAAGAGGAAUGACCUAACAUGGAAAGACUGACUUCUCCGCUCAUCACCAAAAUAAAUGCAGCUGGACAGGACUCCAGAGUUCUGCUGGACUGACUUUGUGGGGUUGUUUUCACUUUAUGUGCUUUUUUUCUUCAAAAUUCAACCACUGAGCAACCAAUGAAAGCGUCCGACCCUUUGAAAUCAAAGCUGUGCUUCAGAGAGCUUCAGUAAGCCGACUGCCAUGGCCCUGGCUUGUGCACCAUAGCUCGUUUCCUUCAGUCCUUCACUUCACAGGCCAAAAAUCUCCCAGUCAUGAGUAUCCAGGGUAUGGAACUGUUUGCCAUAGUAGUGGUCAUUAUCCUCUUCGUGGCCGUUCUCAAGCAGUUUGGCAUUCUGGAGCCCAUGUCUCUGGAAGACAGCAGCGACAGUGACCUGGAGCUAUCCACCGUCCGGCAUCAGCCAGAGGGCCUGGAGCAGCUGCAGGCUCAGACAAAGUUCACCAAAAAGGAGCUGCAGUCCCUCUACAGGGGCUUUAAAAAUGAAUGCCCCAGUGGGCUGGUCGAUGAGGAAACUUUCAAGACAAUCUACUCUCAAUUUUUCCCCCAAGGAGAUGCCACUACUUAUGCCCACUUCCUGUUCAAUGCAUUUGAUCUGGACAGAAACGGGUCCAUUCGCUUUGAGGACUUUGUGAUUGGUCUUUCUGUUCUCCUGAGGGGCUCCGUUACAGAAAAACUCAACUGGGCCUUCAACCUUUAUGAUAUCAAUAAAGAUGGAUACAUCACCAAAGAGGAAAUGUUGAUGAUCAUGAAGUCUAUCUAUGAUAUGAUGGGUCGGUACACUUACCCCAGUGUAAGAGAUGAAGCGCCGUCUGAACAUGUGGAAAAGUUCUUCCAGAAAAUGGACAGAAAUCGAGAUGGUGUGGUCACAAUCGAGGAGUUUAUUGAGACGUGUCAGAAGGACGAAAACAUCAUGAGCUCCAUGCAACUCUUUGAGAACGUGAUCUAGUUCAACUGAACCGAACACUCCUCCAAACUCCAACCUCUCCACACCUCCCACCUCUCCAGCACACAGCAGAUUAGCCCAUCUGACUAGCAUAGAGCCUUGCACUCCAGCCAGCUGCACUCCAAUAGAGCGUGUAGAGUAGCACACCAGGGUUAGUAAGGGUGGGGGGUGGUGGGGUGGAUGGGGGGGUCCUGUUUUUACUGCACAGCACAAUGAACUUUGUGGACGAGCUGGUGGAGCUGACCUCUGCCCUUUUGCGAACCUCCACGCCACCAGCCUGCCUGGGUCGGCCUUGACCGACCAUCUUCCUGCUCAUCUGACAUAUAAGCCCCAGUCUGAACCUAUGGAUUGUCUUGGUUGUUCAAGGAACAUUCAGGAGGGGGCUAUCAAAGACUUGAAGAAGAAGAAGAAGAAG